GUCGCAUUCAUGUAAAGCUGUAUUAUAGAAUUCCAUAAAAUGCGACAUUGUUUUCUGAAAAACACUGUGUACAAGCCUUGGUAUCUAUGAGUAUAUAAGAGCACACCAAGUGCUAGUCUUAUUUUUUUCUACAUUUACACUUGAAACCACGUGAUAAUGAACAUUCAAUCCUUGUAUGGAAAUGAGAAAGGUUCUGUCAUGGACGAGUACGGUAGACCGGAAUCAAUGGAUUAUAUUGCUGAUAAGGAGCAGUUUUCGUCGUCAAACAUUGAGUUCUCAUACUGCUUAAACGUAGUUAGCUCCGCAGCUUCUUGCGAAUAUAGAAUACAACCUAAAGUUGUAAAGACAAAGAUCAGAUACCACUUUCAGCUUGGACAUAAUCCUCAACAAGCCCUCAAUUACCUUCAGUCCGAAAAGUUCGAUAACAUUACAAAAAAGGUCUUGAGAACAUGCAUUAUCACUUCUACACCUCUGAAAAAGGAAACUAUUCUGAAAGCUAAACGCAUGCCUGAGAGCUUAAUCAUUGAUGCAACGUACAAGUCGAAUGCCCACAAGCAAGCAUUCAUAAACAUAGUUGGUGCAAGCAGUGUGGUGUCUCGUAACCUUGAUUCUUUGGCCACUCUCGAGAUUGUAGGAGCUUGGGUUAUUGAAGAGCAAACAUAUAACUAUGCAUGGGCCCUCAAUUGCUUAAAAGAGACAGUGUGGCCAGCAUCACUUGAUCAGCAAACACCUCUUCCUUCGGUGCUUCAACAAACAGUCGAGAUACAACAAAAAUCCGCUUGUCACCAUGCAACUACGGAUCACGAAAGAGCUACCCGCUUUCAUGAGGCGUACAUUAUUGAUGUAGCUUAUGGCACAAACAGCUUGAAGAUGCCAUUAAUCUGUGUUUAUGGUGUAAGCAGUCUUGGUAGACAAACUCUGAAGACUUUCCCGAUCACGUUUGCUUGGGUAGCAAACGAAAGAGAAGAGGCCUAUUCCUGGUCCUUGAAGACAUUAGACAACGUGCUUGGAGAAGUACCAAAAGAAACUAUAGUCAUACCGACAGCCAAGCUUUGCAGAAUUUUUGAAAAAUGGAAACAGAAUAAGGAUUUGUUUGUGAAUGAAGUCGAACGAAUCAAGCUCAAAAAUUACUAUGAAAUCGAGUGGAAGCUUCAUUUAGAAAAAUGGGCAGCGAUUUACACUUCAAAGCUCCAGCGUAUGCGCUGCACCACAACUCAAAGAGCCGACAGUGACCAUAGUGCUCUGAAAAAAGGGAUGUUUGCUGUACAGCCUCUUCAGAUGUCGUUUGAAGAGAUCAAUGAUUAUAUAGAAAAGUUAGGAAGAGGCUUCAACGAUCUGCAGCAAAAAGAAAAAAGCAAGCAAUCAGGAUGGACUGCUUGUACCAAUGAGUUUUUUGCCAGUUAA
Molecule: messenger RNA, 1404 nt
Organism: Rhizopus microsporus ATCC 52813
Lineage: Eukaryota; Fungi; Mucoromycota; Mucoromycetes; Mucorales; Rhizopodaceae
Exons: 5
Coding region: 157-1404 (415 amino acids)
Source: RefSeq, a predicted model, not a curated record